AUGACUGACCGCAGCAGCCUCCUGCCCGGACGGAUUGACUACGGCGAUGACCCCGCGCUGCGCAGCUUGCCAAGCGCCCCGUCAAGCAGCUUUGGCAGCGGCAGCCGCCGCAGCUACCGAGGUGGCGGCUUCUCCAUGCUUCUUUCAUCGCCCGAGCCCGCCGGCAAUGAUGAUGACGCCGACAGCGGCCUGCGCCCGCCCUUCGUCUUUGCGGACAUCCCUCGCCUGGCCAGCCUCACCGCGCUGGGGCCGUAUGGCGUCGACGUUGCUCGGGGCGAGCUGCCCAUGACGCCCGGUGGCAGCAUUGGCGAGCUUGAGAGGGCCACCAGGCCCAGCGCCAUCCGGCCCAGCGCUGUCAGGCCCAGCGAGCGGGCUGUGCGCCAGUCCUUCAUAACCUCUGCUCGCAUCGUGGAGCACGCCAAGGCCCGGCUGCGCAGCAAGCGGACGGCGCUUGAGACCAUAAUCGAAGAUCCAAGGCGCCUCCCGGGCUUGGCCGAGGCGGAGUGCGGGCCCCUGCUGACCGACUGUCUCCCGCCGCCGAGCGCCGCCCUUGACUGGCUGUCCUUCCUGAGCGAGCCCGGCAGCGCCGCGGCCUGCGGCUUCCUGGGCCUUGGCGCCGGGGCCGCGCUGGUGCGGCCAGUGAUGAGCGCCGGCGGCCAUGGCGAGAGGGGCGUGUUCGUCCGCAGGCUCGGGCGCGGCCUGGGGGAGAAUGUCAUGGAGGUGGCAGCCGUGGUGUUUGCUCCCCGCGACAGCGCAUCGUCUCUGCAGCGGAUGGAAUCGCUGGAAGACGGGCAGGCGCUGCUCGCCGGGGGGCCGCGUGUGCCUGCCUUUGCCGCCCCUAUGCAGCACGUCGUCACCUCUUCAUUGGUGCCCGGCGGGCGGGCGCCCCGCAUGGCCGUCCGCUUUGAGGAGGGCGGGGUUUUCCCGGCCCUCUCCGUGGCCGCCGGGUCGCUCGCGCGGUCGUUGGCGGGCGAGCAACCGCAGGGCGCGGCGCGGGACGAGACGCGGCGCCUGGUGCUGGUGCGGUUGGCGUUCGUCAUUCUGCACUGCUUGGCCUCCAUGGUGGCGUUCUGCCACAUGCCAUCUGCGAGCGGCAAGGAGGAGAUGGCCGCACCAGCAGCAUGGGCAGCGGCACCUGAGCCCGCGCCUGGGUGGCUGGCCUCAGCGUGGGUGCUGCAGCUGGGCGGUGGCCUCGCCAGGGUUCCCAUGCCCGCGGCACUGGGUCGGGCCCUGCUCCAGAUCCUUGAAUCCGACAGCACCGCCAACAUGUAG
Molecule: messenger RNA, 1272 nt
Organism: Monoraphidium neglectum
Lineage: Eukaryota; Viridiplantae; Chlorophyta; Chlorophyceae; Sphaeropleales; Selenastraceae
Exons: 2
Coding region: 1-1272 (423 amino acids)
Source: RefSeq, a predicted model, not a curated record